Messenger RNA from Penicillium atrosanguineum, 435 nucleotides. RefSeq lists its product as uncharacterized. The coding region runs from base 1 to 435 and encodes 144 amino acids. The transcript has 2 exons. The record is from RefSeq and is a predicted model, not a curated record. NCBI's taxonomy places the organism in Eukaryota, Fungi, Ascomycota, Eurotiomycetes, Eurotiales, Aspergillaceae.
AUGAUUGCCAGACUGUUUUUGCUGGUGGUGGUUUAUGAUAGCCAGCGCAAGUGGAGUCUGGCUGUUCUUAUUCUGGACUCCGAUGUCGGCUCCCUUCGCCAGAAGUGUUAUCACAGCUUGAUACUAGCCUUCAUAGGCGGCUUUUCCAAGAGGCAUAAAGAGCAAGUUAUCCCAGGUCUCGAUUCUGGCUCCAUGAUUGAGCAAAUUUUUGACAAGGGCGUCAGAAUUAAGCAUAGCCGCCAAGGCAAGCGCAUUUCUCGCUGCAAGCGAUCAGGAGAGGAGUUCAAUUUUGGCAUUGUCCUGGUGUACGUUGUGGUUAAUGCCGUGGAGGCUUUGGGUGUUUAUUGGCUUGUUCGGGUGCCGAAGAGAGGAGGAGGGCUGGCGAAUCGGAAGCAAGAAGAGGGAGGGAACCGACAUCGCACAAGUCUUGCCUAA